Haemonchus placei is the source of this 1899-nucleotide messenger RNA. The record is from the annotation of a GenBank genome assembly. NCBI's taxonomy places the organism in Eukaryota, Metazoa, Nematoda, Chromadorea, Rhabditida, Trichostrongylidae.
AUGACUGUCAGUACUCAAAUUUGGUCGUGGAUUAUCGUCGCAUGCGUUUUAAUCGUGUCAUUUUAUUUUUACAAUAAUCACAAAUUUCUCACUUAUGUGUACACUGUGGAUACAAUGGACGAAUUCUCCCUAACGAUCCCACCGUCAGCAGUGAGUUCCAUCUUGGAAAACGAGUGCAAAUGGCCACUGCUGCGGCCUGUGCUUGUUAGUCUGUCGAAUGCUAGCCCUCGCUUCAGAUCAAUCAAAUGCAACACCGCUAUGGAGCCAUUUGCAUUCUUGGACGAGUAUGGAUUUCUAGAAUUAUCGCAACCGAAUACUGGUGGAAGACUGAUUAUGGAUACAAAUAUAUCGUGCUACUAUCACCCGCUGUCGAACAACACAGCUGGCAAGGUCAUUAUAGGUGAGCCCACAAAGGUGAACUUCAACGAAGCCAUUGCAAUCCGCCGCAAUCAGUUCGUUGUGGAAUGUAAUCGCAGUUCGCCAAAAGAUGUGCUUUACAGAAAGGCAUUCGUCAACGUGCCUACUUAUACGGAAGAAGGAGAGGAGCAGAAAUUCGUGAGAAGCGAUCCGGAACAACCAUCUUUGGCCAUACUCGUGUUUGACUCGGUCUCCCUGAACCAAUUCAAGAGGAACAUGCCGAGAACGACAAAGUUCCUCAUCGACAACGAUUUCUUCAUAUUCAACAUGUACAAUGAGGCCAAUCGUGAGUGCUCAACAUAUUUGAGCGAAGAAAUUGGAGAUUUUCCCUCAAUUCUUGGCAAUAUGAGCCUUGACGUUGAACACGACCUUCGACCCUUCCACUCUUAUGUUUGGGAAAACACGAAAGGUUACUGCUCGCCUGAUGGCCAUAUCGCCUCUCACGACUUCCUUGAAUACUGGAGAAAUACGCUGAUCCAUAUUAGAACACGAUGCCAUUUUUCCAUGCUUUAUUUGAGAACGCUCACCAGAAUGCGUUUUGAACAUCUCCCAGUGAUGGACAAUGAAGUAAGGGAGUCACUGGAAAUACUCAAAGCGAAUAGGUUGUUCGAAGACACCACCUUUGUUCUGUUGUCAAGCAGGGGAAAUCCUGCGAGGGUCAAGGAUGAGUUGUUCACGGCUCGCGUCGAGGAGCGAUCGCCACUCUUCGCCAUUAAACUUCCAGAAAAAUUCCUACGCAAGAAUCCCACCCAAAAAGUAGCCAUGGAAUACAAUGUAAACAGGUAUACAUGGAACAUUGUAACGGUCGAUUCUGGCGGUGGAGCAAAGAGUCCAGCCACUACAUGGUUGACCACCACAAAGGACGUUGGUAUGACUUUAAUGGACAUCGCCAAUAUGAGCUUUUCCAUAAACAUGGAUACACCACCGAUAAGCCAAGAUGAAGCAUUGAUGGGAGCAUCUUGCCUACGACAUAUCCAUUCCAACUGGCGGUCGUGCGACGAUGCUGGUAUCCCUCCACAAUUGUGCCUAUGCAUGGAUAAGAAGGUUCUACAGUCCGAUGACUAUACCAACGUUACAGAAGAGUACGAGCUGAUGUUUGAGUAUUUGAAGUCGGAAAUUCUUCGCAAUGACUGCUUGGAAAGAGUAGAGCAACCUCCAAAAUUCACCAAAGCUACAGUGUAUUCACUCAAUGCGAUGGUUCAACAAGGGAUCAAACGGGAACAUGACUGGCACCAUGCGCGAAUAUCCUACCAUGAUUUGGGAAUGAAGUACUUGGAAGUCACUGCGAAAGUUUUCCCUAUUACCAGAAGCACCGACAGAAUAAAGGCGAGAUUCGCAGCUCGAAUGAUGUUUCGCAGCACUGCAGAAGGUGGACUUGAACCGGUUGGAAGACCGCUGAUCAGAUGGAUCAACCACGAUUGUGACACUUAUGAAGUGAAAGACUACUGUGAAAUGUGCUACUACAAUCGCAUUUUUAGCUAA